AUGGCGUCGCCCAUGCUCCUGAAGCUCUUGAAGCAAUGGGAUCGGGUAAUUGAAAAAGAUGAUUUUACUGUUCUAGAGCCCGCAUCUGAUGGCCGGGAAAACAUCUUAAUCAUGACCGAUGUGUUUUCAAAAUAUGUACAGGCCAUUCCAACUAGAAACCAAACAGCGGCAGCAGUAGCUGAGGCUUUAGUUAGACAUUGGUUCUAUGUUUUUGGAGUCCCUCGCCAGAUACAUUCUGACCAAGGACGUUGUUUUGAGGCUAAAGUGAUACAGGAGUUGUGUCACGUUUACAACAUCACAAAAACUAGGACGACACCAUACAGACCUCAAGGCCUACUGGUGUCCACAGCUCUAGCCACACUAAAAGAUGGACAGGCAUACGUUCCAGUUACAAACGUCAACAGUGAAGUAGCCUACCUUCAGCCACGAACCUCGUUGGGUCUACUGCACUCGGUCCAUGUAGUGGAGGCCAAUAGUCCCACAAUUGUGUUUAAUGAGGAGACUGAUGCUCAAGCUUUCUCCCAUGAUAUUGAGUUUCAGCUGAGGGCCGCAAAUGAUGCCUAUGCCCAGGAUGGAACUGUGAUGGUCAUCUCAAAGGGUGUGAAGAGUGAAAUACUGGACAGACUUGUUGAUAUCAUGUCCAAAAUCACAGCCUAUCCCAACGCAGACCACUAUGAAAGUGUAGCCAAAGCUCUUGUUGCAAAGAACCCGUGUCUCAGCGAGCCAGGGUCAG
This is a messenger RNA of Stegastes partitus (bicolor damselfish), 733 nucleotides long. NCBI's taxonomy places the organism in Eukaryota, Metazoa, Chordata, Actinopteri, Pomacentridae. The record is from RefSeq and is a predicted model, not a curated record.